AUGGUCUUACUGCUGGUACAUCAUCAGGGAGGGUUCUGGUUCCUCUAUGGUCUUACUGCCGGUACAGCAUCAGGGAGGGUUCUGGUUCCUCUAUGGUCUUACCUGCUGGUAUUUCUUCGUCUCCUUCUGGGAGCGCACGGAGCUGAACUCCUCCCGUUUCUGGUUGGACUUCCGCAGGUCGUGUUCCGUGGACCAGAGGUGGAAACCUCCCACACCAUUUACACACAGGAGAAGGAGGACGUUAGACACCAGCUGAGGAGGAGAGAGGAGGUCAGAGGUACCAGGAGAGAGGAGGUCAGAGGUACCAGCAGAGAGGAGGUCAGAGGGACCAGCAGAGAGGAGGUCAGAGGGACCAGGAGAGAGGAAGUCAGAGGGACCAGGAGAGAGGAAGUCAGAGGUACCAGGAGAGAGGAGGUCAGCGGGACCAGGAGAGAGGAAGUCAGAGGGACCAGAAGAGAGGAGGUCAGAGGGACCAGGAGAGAGGAAGUCAGAGGUACCAGCAGAGAGGAGGUCAGAGGGACCAGGAGAGAGGAAGUCAGAGGGACCAGAAGAGAGGAGGUCAGAGGGACCAGGAGAGAGGAGGUCAGAGGGACCAGGAGAGAGGAAGUCAGAGGGACCAGAAGAGAGGAGGUCAUAGGGACCAGAAGAGAGGAGGUCAUAGGGACCAGAAGAGAGGAGGUCAGAGGGACCAGGAAAGAGGAGGUCAGAGGGACCAGGAGAGAGGAGGUCAGAGGGACCAGGAGAGAGGAGGUCAUAGGGACCAGAAGAGAGGAGGUCAGAGGGACCAGGAGAGAGGAGGUCAGAGGUCAGCGGGACCAGGAGAGAGGAGAGAGGAGGGACCAGGAGAGAGAAGGUCAGAGGGACCAGGAGAGAGGAGGUCAGAGGGACCAGGAGAGAGGAGGUCAGAGGGACCAGAAGAGAGGAGGUCAGAGGGACCAGAAGAGAGGAGGUCAGAGGGACCAGAAGAGAGGACGUCAGAGGUCAGAGGGACCAGCAGAGAGGAGGUCAGAGGGACCAGGGGAAAGGAGGGCAGUGGGACCAGGAGAGAUUAGGUCAGAGGGACCAGGAGAGAGGAGAGAGGAGGGACCAGGAGAGAGAAGGUCAGAGGGACCAGGAGAGAGGAGGUCAGAGGGACCAGGAGAGAGGAGGUCAGAGGGACCAGAAGAGAGGAGGUCAGAGGGACCAGAAGAGAGGAGGUCAGAGGGACCAGAAGAGAGGACGUCAGAGGUCAGAGGGACCAGAAGAGAGGAUGUCAGAGGUCAGAGGGACCAGCAGAGAGGAGGUCAGAGGGACCAGGGGAAAGGAGGUCAGUGGGACCAGGAGAGAUUAGGUCAGAGGGAUCAGAAGAGAGGAGGUCAGAGGGACCAGAAGAGAGGAGGUCAGAGGGACCAGAAGAGAGGACGUCAGAGGUCAGAGGGACCAGAAGAGAGGAUGUCAGAGGUCAGAGGGACCAGCAGAGAGGAGGUCAGAGGGACCAGGGGAAAGGAGGUUUGUGGGACCAGGAGAGAGGAGGUCAUGUGGUUCUGGAUAGAUAGUUACAGAACCAUGUGUGUGUUGACUCUGUAA
Molecule: messenger RNA, 1566 nt
Organism: Knipowitschia caucasica
Lineage: Eukaryota; Metazoa; Chordata; Actinopteri; Gobiiformes; Gobiidae
Source: the annotation of a GenBank genome assembly